CUCGGUGCCCGCCGCUAGCCACUUUUCGUCCCCACGCCCGACCGCCUCGCUGCCUGCUUUGCCAUGGGUCGACAGAAGGAGUUGGUAAACCGUUGCGGGGAGAUGCUCCAUAUCCGCUACCGGCUGCUUCGCCAGGCGCUGGCGGAGUGCCUGGGGACCCUCAUCCUUGUGAUGUUUGGCUGUGGCUCCGUGGCUCAGGUGGUGCUCAGCCGGGGCACCCAUGGUGGCUUCCUCACUAUCAACUUGGCUUUUGGAUUCGCCGUCACCCUUGCCAUCUUGGUGGCCGGCCAAGUGUCUGGAGCCCACUUGAACCCUGCUGUGACCUUUGCCAUGUGCUUCCUGGCACGUGAGCCCUGGAUCAAGCUGCCCAUCUACACCCUGGCACAGACACUGGGGGCCUUCUUGGGCGCGGGGAUCGUUUUCGGGCUGUACUAUGAUGCAAUCUGGGGCUUUGCCAACAAUGAGCUUUUCGUCUCCGGCCCCAAUGGGACAGCGGGCAUCUUUGCCACCUACCCCUCUGGACACUUGGACAUGGUCAAUGGCUUCUUUGAUCAGUUCAUAGGCACAGCCUCCCUCAUCGUCUGUGUGCUGGCCAUUGUUGACCCCUAUAACAACCCUGUCCCCCGUGGCCUGGAGGCCUUCACUGUGGGCCUUGUGGUCCUGGUCAUCGGAACCUCCAUGGGCUUCAAUUCUGGCUAUGCUGUCAACCCUGCCCGAGACUUUGGCCCUCGUCUUUUCACUGCUCUGGCUGGCUGGGGCUCAGAAGUCUUCACGACCGGCCGGCACUGGUGGUGGGUACCCAUCGUCUCUCCACUCCUGGGUUCCAUCGCUGGUGUCUUCGUGUACCAGCUCAUGAUCGGUUGCCACCUGGAGCAGCCCCCGCCCUCCACGGAGGCAGAGAAUGUGAAGCUGGCUCACGUGAAGCACAAGGAACAGAUCUGA
Onychomys torridus (southern grasshopper mouse) is the source of this 942-nucleotide messenger RNA. RefSeq names its product aquaporin 3 (Gill blood group) (gene Aqp3). Gene Ontology annotation, molecular function: water channel activity; urea transmembrane transporter activity; glycerol channel activity. The coding region runs from base 64 to 942 and encodes 292 amino acids. Gene Ontology annotation, biological process: water transport; glycerol transmembrane transport. The transcript has 6 exons. The record is from RefSeq and is a predicted model, not a curated record. Gene Ontology annotation, cellular component: basolateral plasma membrane; plasma membrane. NCBI's taxonomy places the organism in Eukaryota, Metazoa, Chordata, Mammalia, Rodentia, Cricetidae.